AUGAAGGAGGCUCCUCUAGCUGAGACACCCAGUUCUUCCAAGGAUAUUCAGCAUUCCUUUUUUUCUUCCAGCAAUUCUGUGCAGGGUGCCAGUAGCCAAGAAAAUGAUCAGAUAUGCACAAAACAGUCUGCUGUGGUCCCUGGGAAUGCUCCCCAUAAUGCUCUGGAAGAGAAAGCAGCUUUGCUAGUGGGUUUCAUGCUGCUCGAAUAUCAAAUGAAACAGCCAAUAACGAAAGAAAAUAUGUUGGAAGUUAUCAUGCAAAAGGAUGAGGCACACUUCACCAAGAUCCUUCUGCAGGCCUGCCAGAGCAUGGAGAUGGUAUUUGGCUUACAUGUGAAGGGACUGGAUCCAAUUAACCACUGCUAUGUGAUCUUCAUCGAGCUUGGCCUCACUUAUGAUGCGAUGCAGAGUGAUGAAGGCCACAUGCCCAAGACUGGCUUCUUGAUAUGUCUACUAGUUUUUAUCUUCAUAAAGGGCAACCAUGUCUCUGAAGAGAAGAUCUGGAAAGCACUGAAUCUGACAGGGAGGUAUCCUGGGAAGGAUCACUUUCUGUUUGAGGAUCUCAGGGAGAUCAUCACCAAAGAAUCUGUGAAGGAAAAGUUUGUGGAUUACCAGCCAGUGGCCAACAGCGAUCCUCUGUCGUAUGAAUUCCUGUGA
Cavia porcellus (domestic guinea pig) is the source of this 657-nucleotide messenger RNA. RefSeq names its product melanoma-associated antigen B16-like. The transcript has a single exon. The record is from RefSeq and is a predicted model, not a curated record. Bases 1 to 657 code for a protein of 218 amino acids. Gene Ontology annotation, cellular component: nucleus. Lineage: Eukaryota; Metazoa; Chordata; Mammalia; Rodentia; Caviidae. Gene Ontology annotation, biological process: negative regulation of transcription by RNA polymerase II.